This is a messenger RNA of Thlaspi arvense, 660 nucleotides long. NCBI's taxonomy places the organism in Eukaryota, Viridiplantae, Streptophyta, Magnoliopsida, Brassicales, Brassicaceae. The record is from the annotation of a GenBank genome assembly.
AUGAACCGGAUUGCAUCAAUGCCUAGGCCUUAUCUCUUCCCUGGCUUCAGGUUCCAUCCCACAGACGAAGAGCUCAUUGUCUGUUACAUGAAGAAGAAAGUUGCUUCACCCUCCAAUGCUCCUCUCUCUAUCAUUGCCAACAUCGAUCUCCAUAAGUUCAAUCCAUGGGAACUCCCGGACAGCAGGAUCAGAUACUGGAAAUCCACCGGCACCGAUAAAUCCAUCCUCAAUUCCGGUGGACUGCAGCGUAUAGGGAUUAAGAAGGCUCUGAUCUUCUACGAAGGGAAGCCUCCGAAGGGCAUGAAGACGGAGUGGGUCAUGCAAUCCCAGGCUUCGGGGAUCUAUGAGGGGCCUUGGGAUGAAGAGGCGAUUCCUCCCACCAGAGACGCCAGCUUCAAGCUCAAGAGAACGAUAUUUUUGGUGGAGAAUUUCCGUUGUCACCAAGCAAGAGGCUCCAGACUACACCUCCUAGCGACUACGUGGAGGACUCCAGCAUUUUUCAAAUCUGUUACCUUGCAAACUCUGCUUGAAGUCUUGGCCGGCCUAACUCCAUGGCGAGCUCAAAUGGGUUUGGAGCCACCCACUCUCUCCGUAUCGGAAAUGGGAAUCGAGUUCUUGGAAUGCACAAGCCUGCUGCUGCUGCGGGUGGUGGAGAUUUAA